GUCAUCUACCUCCGUUGAGAUUAAUGUUUUUAAUACGAUUACUUUGAAAUCCAGUCCCCUCUUGGAUUACGAGGCUGAGAACAACUCAUUGCUGCCACGGACCACGUGACUCCCAUCGACCAAUCACAGCGGGCCUUAUCACGUGACCGAUCUACUCGCUCACCGCCGCUCGCCAACAUCUCGACCCGCACUCUAAGCAGUUUACAGUUUGAGUUUGACUAUGCCCCAUUAAUUUUGUGACGAUGGCCAUAGCACACGACCCCUACGAGGUAGCGCCCCCUGUGGAGCACGGCUGGGCCACUACCGCCCUCCACUCUAUGCUCUCCAAGGAAGCCAGCUCAGAGGAACUGAAGUCAGUGUGGACCACGGCAGCACUGGUAUUGAAGGGGUACGACGCCGUGCCCGUGGAACUGAAGAUCCUGCUAGACCGCCUGUUUGCAACCUACCACGACAGCAUCAGAUUGGAGAGACGACACAGGCUAGCGUAUUUGGGGUGGAGUGAGGAGGAGUACGAGCGAGGCUACAAGAUAGUGGACAAUACAGGACGGGAGUUAUCCAGGUGGAGCAGAUGGAGGGACCCCACAGAGACUAUCAGGACAUUUGUCAAGUACCCCUGCACUCAGGAGAUAGCUCUCAACAUGUUGGAUGAGUUAGAGAGACGCGAUGAGGAGGAGUCACUCAUUGACUACGGCUCAAACAGGAAAAGAGCCCGAAAGAAGCAAAGUAGAACAGUGCCCUGUCCAGAGGUUGGAUGUACCAGGAUGUGCAGGAGCCAAGCUGAGCUCGCCAUACAUCGCAACUCUCACACCAAGGAGCGACCAUUUAAGUGCCCCUGGAACUCAUGCAUUAGCGCAUUCGGAGAUAAGUCAACGAUGAAAAGUCAUUACUCCGCAAUUCACUUGAAGGACCUGAAGUUCAAAUGCAAGGUACCGGGGUGCAACAAGGCGUUUGGAACAGCUCGGAGCCGGAACAGACACAGUGAGAACAUCAAGCUACAUCAGCAGUUGUUUGCUCAGAGUUAUCCUACUUCUCAGAUACCGCUUCACUUUAACUCACCUCCGCCUCCGCCGUUCAGUUGUUACGAGAGUUCUUUCUUGCCCAACUACGGAGGAUUCGGACCCUACAGUUCAGGGCUACCCAGCACUAUGGGACCAGUAGACUGCAAACCAACAGCAGGCAUCCCCCCUCACUCAGCAGCUCUGCUUUACUCUGACUGUAAACCUCCCGGACCUUACAGCCCCGUACACCCUGGUGUACCCCCUCACUGUGUGUGACGUCAUGUCAUGUGACUUAUGACGUCAUGACACGUGACCUGGUCACGUGUCACGACGGACACUCAUGAACUUGGUAGACAGGGCCGCUAUAUCACACCAUCUGACACAGAGCCAUGACAUGUAAACUAACCCCGGAAAUAGGGGCCUUGCCUGGAAUGAUGUUGCCCGCCACAGCUAGCAGUAGUCCUGAAGACGUGAUUCUGAGGCCACAGCUAGCAGUAGUUGGGUCCUGAAGACGUGAUUCUGAGGCCCCGGAGACGGUGAAGUCAGAAUCACUGAUAAGCACGUGUUCCAUUGUACAGAGGAUUAAUAUUCAAUAACCCGACUUAAAAGUGUACCUUGACUCGUAGUUUCUCUAUUUGUGGACCCUGGAUUUUUAUACCCUGA
This is a messenger RNA of Bolinopsis microptera, 1661 nucleotides long. Its product is annotated as zinc finger protein basonuclin-2-like. The transcript has 6 exons. Gene Ontology annotation, cellular component: nucleus. The coding region runs from base 243 to 1274 and encodes 343 amino acids. Lineage: Eukaryota; Metazoa; Ctenophora; Tentaculata; Lobata; Bolinopsidae. Gene Ontology annotation, biological process: regulation of DNA-templated transcription. The record is from RefSeq and is a predicted model, not a curated record.